Molecule: messenger RNA, 1720 nt
Organism: Coffea arabica (coffee)
Lineage: Eukaryota; Viridiplantae; Streptophyta; Magnoliopsida; Gentianales; Rubiaceae
Source: RefSeq, a predicted model, not a curated record
ACCGAAUCCUUUAUCUUAACCGUUACUUGAUUUUCUUCUCUUCCCAUUCUCCCUGUAGACUUUUUCAGAUUCAGUACAGUACAACAGCCAAGGACAAAAGAUUGGAUAUUGCUUCAUAAAUCAAUGGAAGCAACUGUCAUCCCAGGCACAACCACAAUCUGUGAUGAUCUAAAUCAAGAAUGUCCCAAGCUGCUGUCUCCUACAGCUGUGGAUCUUGUGGAUACCCUCCGAAUCUAACAUCUUCUACACGUGCAAUUUCUGGCAUAGGACCCGAAUACAAAAAAUCCAUUGCAAAAGGUCACAUACAAGGAGAUUCACACACUCCAUGCAUUUUUGACUCAAUGACCUCCUCUAGCUCAUGCAAAAACAUUAUGAUAAGGAUUCAAGCUUUGCAACCUUCAGAAGAGUGCUAGUGCUUUCAAAUGGAGAAUUGUUACGAAGAUUGUCUGACCUCUAUUAUGCAACUUCCUGAUGAUUGCUUGUAUUUUAUUUUUCACUGGCUUGACUCUGCCUCUGAUCGGGAAUCUUUUGGAUUAACUUGUCAUCGAUGGCUUCAGAUUCAAAACUCAAGUCGUCGAAGAUUACAGUUCCAAUGCUCAUUCACUAAACUUGAUAUUCCCUCCAUAUCUCAAAGUAGCAUGAAAAUUGAUGCCUUUUAUCUACAUAGGUUGCUUAACCGCUUCCAGAAGCUGCACUAUUUGUCUCUAUCUGGUUGCAUUGAGAUGCCUGAUUUUGGUUUGAGACAGUUGCUAAAUUAUGGGUCCCAGCUUCAGACUCUUCAUUUACACUGUUGUUUUGGAAUAACUGAUCAUGGAAUUUCCUUGGUUGCCUCUGGAUGUCCUUCUUUGACAACUAUUAGUCUUUAUCGCUGCAAUGUUACUGAUAUUGGGUUAAAGACCUUAUCUGAAUCUUGCUUGGCCUUAAAAGAUGUGGAUCUGUCAUAUUGUUCACUUAUAUCUGACCAGGGUAUAAGAGCCCUUGCCAAGAAUUGCCGUCACCUUCGUGCUGUCUGUAUGACUAACUGUAGAAGUGUCACUGGUGUUGGCUUUAUGGGCUGUUCACAGAGUUUGACUUUUCUAGAGGCCAAUGGUUGUAAGCUAGAGCCAGGAGGAAUCAUGGCUAUUGUGAGUGGCGGUGGACUUGAAUAUUUGAAUCUUUCAUGCCUGUGGUGGUGCAUUGGUAGAGAUGGUUUGACAGCAAUUGGUGCUGGAUUUGCAACUAAGCUGAAGGUACUUGAUUUUCGAUCUUGCAGAACUAUUGGCGACAAUUCUAUCAUUGCAAUUGCAAAGGGAUGCCCUUUGCUCCAAGAAUGGAACCUGGCAUUAUGUCAUGAGAUCACGAGAGCUGGUUGGGAAGCAAUUGGUGUAAAUUGUCAUCACUUGGAGAAGCUUCAUGUCAAUCGUUGUCGUAAUUUAUGUGAUGAAGGAUUGCAGGCCUUGAGGUAUGGCUGCAAAAAACUCUCUGUUCUUUAUAUGAGUAUCAGUAAAUCCUGCAAUAUCAGUUCCACAGCGCUGGAGAUUUUCAGAUGUUCAAGAGGUAAUGUCAAAAUCCUAGAAGAAGAAGUAAUGUCUAUUGCUCCUGACUCUGCCUUCCAUAUAUGUUAAGCGCAGAUGAACCCUUUGGUUUGGUGAAUUCGAAAAGACACAUUGUAAAAUUGAAGUGUUUAGAAGCACAAGUGUUUUGUAAAAUUUAUACAAAACUUUUGGUAGCUUGCAUGUCA